AUGGGUUUUCUUCAAAAGUUCAUGAUCCUUCUCUUCUUGCCUCUGUUGCCAUCUCAAACCAUUUCUGCCUAUUCCUCUAGCGAUGUGACAUCCUGGUGUAGCAAAAUGCCUUAUCCUCAACCUUGUGAGUACUUCUUGACCCACAACCCCAAGCAAGCUCCCAUCAAGCAAAAAUCCGAUUUCCUCAAGAUCUCGAUGCAACUGGCUCUAGAGCGAGCUCAAUUAGCCCACGACCACACACACUCGUUGGAGUCGAAGUGCAGCAACGAACGAGAGAAGGCUGCUUGGGCCGACUGCCUCCAACUGUACGAGCACACUGUUCUUCGUUUGAACAGAACCAUCGGCCACGAGUGCACCCAAGAUGAGGCGCAAACGUGGCUUAGUACGGCCUUGACCAAUCUCGAGACAUGCCGAGCUGGGUUCGUUGAAUUAGGCAUCUCUGACAAUGUAUUGCCUUUGAUGUCAAAUAAUGUUUCCAAGUUGAUAAGCAACACUUUGGCCCUCAACCAUGCACCCUUCACUACGCCUAACUACACGAAGAAAUUUCCCACUUGGGUGAGGCCUAGCGACCGAAAGCUCUUGCAGUCUUCAUCUGCGGUUUCAAAGGCCAAUAUCGUGGUGGCUCGGGACGGUUCAGGGAAUUACAAGACGAUCAGUGAAGCCAUAACCGCAGCAUCAAAGCAGACUGGCACUGCAAGGUACAUCAUCUAUAUCAAGGCUGGUACUUAUAAUGAGAACAUCGAAGUCGGGUCGAAAUUGGACAACAUUAUGUUCGUUGGUGAUGGCAUUGGGAAGACCAUAAUCACUGGAAGCAAAAGUGUUGGUGGAGGCUCUACCACUUUCAAAUCAGCGACUGUCGCUGUCGUUGGUGAUGGAUUCGUCGCACAAGAUAUCACUUUCCGUAAUACUGCUGGUGCUGCAAAUCACCAAGCUGUUGCUUUGCGCUCUGGCUCUGAUCUCUCAGUGUUCUAUAGAUGUAGCUUUGAAGGUUACCAAGACACUCUCUAUGUUCAUUCGGAACGUCAAUUUUAUAGAGAGUGUGACAUCUAUGGCACCGUUGACUUCAUCUUUGGAAAUGCGGCCGUUGUUUUCCAGAAUUGCAACAUCUAUGCCAGAAACCCUCCUAACAAAGUCAAUACCUUGACCGCACAGGGCCGAACUGACCCAAACCAAAACACUGGCAUCUCCAUCCACAAUUGCAAGGUCACUGCAGCUUCAGACCUAAAGUCAAUUCAAAGUUCCGUGAAGACAUACCUUGGUAGACCCUGGAAACAAUACUCCAGGACAGUCUUCAUGAAGACUUAUCUUGAUAGCUUGGUUAACUCUGCUGGUUGGAUGGAGUGGGAUGGCAACUUUGCCCUCGACACUCUAUACUAUGGAGAGUAUGUGAACACAGGCCCUGGGUCAUCGACUACCAAUAGGGUCAAAUGGGCAGGUUAUCAUGUCAUCACAAGCGCAACCGAGGCUGCUAAGUUCACCGUUGGGAGCUUCCUUGCCGGGGGCACCUGGUUGCCUGCCACUGGCGUGCCGUACACAUCUGGCCUUUAAGCUCGUUGAAGAUGGAAAUUUAGAGGUGGGAUGCAAGUCUUACAGGAGUACAGGGUGCCUCAAAAGGAACACAAGUGUUCUGUCAUUUGCAGCACAUUCGCCCAUUAGCAGAAAAUUCUUUCUUAUAUA
Molecule: messenger RNA, 1677 nt
Organism: Eucalyptus grandis
Lineage: Eukaryota; Viridiplantae; Streptophyta; Magnoliopsida; Myrtales; Myrtaceae
Product: pectinesterase 2-like
Exons: 2
Coding region: 1-1548 (515 amino acids)
Biological process (GO): cell wall modification
Molecular function (GO): pectinesterase inhibitor activity; pectinesterase activity
Source: RefSeq, a predicted model, not a curated record